AUGCCAAUGCAGACUGCAAAAACACUGAAGGAUCUUUCGAGUGCACUUGCAAGCCAGGGUAUUCCGGGAACGGAGUUAAUUGCACAGGUGACUAUAUUUCAAUAAAGACCUGGAUCGUCUUAAUGUUAAGGCUAUUAAUUCAGUAUUAUUUUGUCUCGAGUUCACGCGUUUGAGUCCUUGAGUAGAAUCCAGAAGUGACAUUUCCGAUUUUAAUGUACAAAUAAGAGUUUGAAGUCAGGCUUCGAUCGAAAAAGUGAUCGUUGUCAUAAUUAUUUAGCAAUUACUGAAUAAGGCUGAGUAGACUGCAUGUGAAGAAUUAUGUAGAGCGAAGAGGAUGUUAUCCUCAAUUUUGCGGUGACUCAAUCCAGCUUGAUCGAAGUUUAGUACAUCUGAUCAAUCCACUAAAAGCGUUACUUCUCUCCAGUAAAGAUAGAUCAUAGAUAAGAAAAUAAUCAAAUCGCAGCCGGCUGAAGGCUGAAUUGUUUAAUUAUUUACAAUACAAUAACAAGUAUAAAAUAAUGGUAAAAGACUAAUUACAAUUUUGUUAAUUAAGAAUAAUGAUAAUGAAGAACUGAAAAAGAAAGGAAAAAUAACGUAAUAACACUUAAUCUUACAUUAUAAUAACAUGUUUGGACGACCGCACAUGGCUGGUUUGAACGAAUUUUUGCAGCGGUUUGUGCGAAAGCGGGGCUAGUCGUAAACACUUUCAUGCCUGGUAUUGUAGUAGCCUUGGUGGUUCGGAGAAAGCAAGCAUGCGAAUUUGUGCUGAUCCGAGGAUAUACUAUUAAACAGCUAAAUACACUGAUCGUUACGCCUAUCAUAUAAAGUGCUGAGACCAAAAUUGACUAAACAGUGUUUGUAUGAUUUAUCAGGCGCUAUUAUGGAGAGCGCUCUUUUUUGUACACGCUCACUUAGACAGUCGGGUAGGCUACGGUGGUAAAAGGGCGAGCAAUAUUCUAGUACGGAUAUUAUUACUCUACAGUGCAAGUCAACAAUAUCUUUACAGCUCAAGCUGAACCAAAAAAAUACAAAACGCUUACUUGCGUUCUUAAUAGUUUCAUUUAAUUCACCAAAUCAGUGGAUAGCAAUUUUCGCGCGUUCUGAUUGGCUCCCGUAACGAGGAACAUCCUUGGAAAUUCACUGUUUUGGGACGGGAUUCUGCUUCUCGUUUCGCGACAGUUUCGAAAGAUGAAAUUUUAGCGGUAAACAAAGCAGCUGCUCCCCCACUAUUCUGAUCACCUCCCCUUCGGGGGAUAGUUGUAUAUUAUAUCAACGUUCCACUUGAGAUCGUUAAUAAUAACAAUAAUAAUAAUAAUAGGGACAGUACUUUCCUUAGUAUCUUUGUUGUCCCCAACAAUGCUGUUUUGUGGAUAACGUUCGCUAAGGGAAGUACUGUCCCUGUAAGAAGAAGGAAACGAGAGAUCUGGGACCUUGGUGACUUGUUGUAACCCGUUCCCUAGGACUAUAAACCAGGCCGAACAUCCUGCCUGAGUCUACAAGAAAUGAACAUCAUAAUAGUAAUAAUAAUAAUAAUAAUAAUAAUAAUAAUAAUUAUAGUUAUAAUAAUAAUAAUAAUAAUAAUAAUAAUAAUAAUAAUAAUGAAACCUAUAUAGCGCCGUUAUCAAUAUUGCUAUUUUCAUCAGCGCUUUUAAGCGCUGAGUAAAAAUCAAACAAAAUCGGAAAAACCACGACCACAGUCAAAAAUCGAUUUUGCUUCUUUUUUGUGAGUAGUAAGCCUAAGGUGUGUAAUGAAAUGAGGUUAGUUUUUUAACAUAUUCUUUUUAACGGCCACAAACAAUAAAAAACCGUCUCUACCCAAAAUAUCAAAAUUUCACAGGUUUUAAACCUAAAAUUAGACGGUUUUCAGGAAGUCUUCAUUCGGACACAAAAACUAAAUUCAGACCUUUUUAACUAUAGUUGUGUACAUUAGGUCUUCCUCUUUUUAAAAACAGUAAUAUGUGGGGGUUAAUGUUUUAAAUAAGAAAAUAAAUAGCAGAUUUGUGUUAUUGUUAUAGCGGAUUUGUAAGGGUGUUAUCCACGUCGGCCAUCGGCCUCUGUGGAUAACACCCUCCUCGAUCUGCUUAAUUCAUCAUAUCCUACUCAGCCUCACCCAUUAAUUGCUAAAUAAUAAGUCAGGUAUAUUGUAAUUCUAAUAGGCCAAUUUCGAGUUGACUCGAGCUUAUAACGACGCGAAGUGCGAAGCCUUUUGAUAGGAAAAUUAAUUUCAAAGGAGAAAGGUUUGACGAUUGACCUCGUUUUGAAAAUGAAAAUUGAUCUUAUCAGAUGGCUAUUAUGGCAGGCCACAGUAAUUGCUGUGAAACAAAAACUAAAUCAGUUUUGAUAAUUUAGUCCUGACUUCUUUUUUGCAGAUAUAAAUGAAUGUGAAGCAGGAAAGCACAACUGUCAUGCAAACGCUAAUUGCAAAAACACUAAAGGAUCCUUUGUGUGCACCUGCAAGCCAGGGUAUUCUGGGGAUGGAGUUGACUGCACAGGUGAAAACAAUACCUCGGUCUUCUUUAUAAUGAAUCUUUUUCUAAUCAACUCCAUUUAUCUCGCAUUAGAGCAAAGUUUAGCCACAACGUAUUAUGCAGCUUAGUCUCUGGUAGUGCAGUGUGUUCUUUUAAGCUGAAUAAGUAUGGAAAUGCCCUUGCAUUACAAAAGUUUGUGAUUUGCAGUAUCUGUAUGCAAUUUUAGCCUUCUACAUUCUUGAGAUAUUGAAGUUUUUUAUGUAUUAUUAUAUUGUGCCCAUGCAAGAUUGUCAUGUCCGAACACGCAUUCACGCUGGGUGAGCUUACUACAUUUAAUUAUAUCAGACCAAUGUACACAAUUCCGUCUUUAGAGUAUGAGCGGAAACGUGUCCUUUUUAUCCCUCCUUCUGUUGGCCAUUUUUCUUUAGAGAGGAAGUCAUUCUGUAUUCUCUAAUAUCUUGCUUCCUUAGGUCUCGCGAAUCCUCUAUCUAUACAUUUGAUGUCAUUUCUGAAUUUCUCACCUGCUCAAUAUAUAGCAAAAAUGUUUUUGCUUUUCAGUAUAGCCAGAAAUCUCUCGCUCCCUCUCUCUUCUGAUCGUACCCAAUCCUAGAAAAUAAAAGGUUAAGUAAAUCAGUUUUGACGAUUCAGUCCUGCAUCUGAUUUGCAGACGUAAACGAGUGUAUAACAGGAGAGCACAACUGUGACGCUAAUGCAGUCUGCAAUAACACUGAAGGAUCUUUCGAGUGUACUUGCAAGCCAGGGUAUUCUGGGAACGGAGUUGACUGCUCAGGUGAUUAUAUUUUAGUAAAGACCUGGAUCAUCUUAAUGUUAAGGCUAUUUUAG
This is a messenger RNA of Porites lobata, 3311 nucleotides long. The record is from the annotation of a GenBank genome assembly. NCBI's taxonomy places the organism in Eukaryota, Metazoa, Cnidaria, Anthozoa, Scleractinia, Poritidae.